This is a messenger RNA of Dujonia railenensis, 1110 nucleotides long. The record is from the annotation of a GenBank genome assembly. Lineage: Eukaryota; Fungi; Ascomycota; Pichiomycetes; Serinales; Debaryomycetaceae.
AUGGAUAGACGUGAGUUAUUUAAAGGACUUGCAGAGCUUGAAGUAAUGGAUAUUAUAGAACAUGGACUUAAAACGAAUGAUAAUUUUCUAUUUGAUACAAGUAGAAUAGUUGAUAAAGUAUUAAUUUCAAGAAACCAAUUGAAGAGACAUUCUAGAUGUCCGUUUUAUGAUUUUAAUUAUCCUAGUUAUGAAACAUGCAAAGAACUAAUAAAGAAUCAUAAAUAUUCUGAAGUUGAUUUUAUAGUAGUACUUUUUGAUUGGUAUGAAUUAUUUGAUAAAGAUACAUUUUUGACUCCUGAAGCCCUUACUUUAGCACUUUAUUUAAAAAGAUAUAAAUACAUAAAAGAAAAUAUAGAAUUGGAAAAUGAAAAUGAAAAUAUUUUAAAAAUACAUUACCCAAGUGAGGUAGGAGUAAUAAAUAUUAACUCAUUUUUUGAUGAACUAAAUACGGGAAAUAUAGAUUUACGUAAUGCUCAUGAUACAUCUAAAGAACGUUUUAAAAAAAAUGCAUACCUAUUCAAUUCCUAUGAUUAUAUAGAAGGCUUUCGUAAAAGAAUAGAGUACACUAAAUACGAAAUAGUUAACGAUUUUGAUUAUGCACAUAGUUUAUAUAAAGAUGGAGAUAGGAGUAAUGAGGUAUUAUCUAAAUUGUUUUCCGUGGAUCCUGACAAGUAUGAUGAAUAUAUGGGUGAAUCAGAUUUCUUUUUAGUAUUUGCUAGACAUGAUAUAGAUUGUCGUCAUAUAAUAUCAAAAAAAUAUCACAAAUUCAAGUAUAAUAUAUUAUACAUUAAUAUAUUAUUUCCAAAUAGUACACAACUUUAUCAAGAAUACAUAGAUAUUCCUGAGUAUAAUUUGUUUGUUGCUGCUGUGAAAAUGAACAAUAAAAGACUUAUAAGAAAAUUGUUAAAGUUAUAUAAAGAACAUGGAAAAUUUUACAAGAAAAUGGAUUUAGAGAAACAAAUAUUCAUAGAUGAAGAACUUCAUGAAAUACCAGAGGUCGAACCAUUAAAUUUAGUUACUGGAGAUAUUUUGAAUCCAUAUCAUGAAUUGAAAAAUCAUCCUUCCAAGAAAGGCAAAACUUUAUCUGUCUUUAUGCCUGCUAUUUUCUAA